Molecule: messenger RNA, 636 nt
Organism: Colletotrichum paranaense
Lineage: Eukaryota; Fungi; Ascomycota; Sordariomycetes; Glomerellales; Glomerellaceae
Exons: 1
Coding region: 1-636 (211 amino acids)
Source: RefSeq, a predicted model, not a curated record
AUGCUUGUUCUUGUGGCUGGCGCAACUGGCAAUAUCGGCCAAAGACUGGUCGACGCCCUACACGCUCGAGGGCAUCAAGUUCGUGGUUUAGGUCGUAACCCCGCGAAACUCACAGAUGCCCGACGAGCCAAGUUGGAGGGUUUGGUCGUUACCAAGACUCACUAUGACAUUGAGGCCCUCGAUCACGGCUGCAAAGGAGCCGACGCAGUCAUCUGUGCCUAUGGAGUGUUCCCGACUGAGCUACAAUUCGAUGGGCAGCUUCUCUUGCUCCGGGCCGCUGAGCGCGCCAACAUUCGCCGAUUUGUCCUCUCUACGUGGAACAAUGAUUGGAGUCGCGAUCCACUAGGCAUGCAUGAGAGCUACGAUCCUUUCAUCGCAUUCCGUCGGAUUGCCGAGAUCAGCUCGCCCAUCAGGCCGAUAUACAUCUUCACAGGCGUCUUGGCUGAGGUGUUUUGGGUGUUUCCUGAUCACCCCUAUGGAGCUGUCGAGCUGAACGGCUACUGGGACGGUAGAGACAAGUCCAUGAGUUUCUGGGGUGAUGGAAAUAAGCCAUUUCCAUGGACCAAGGAGCGGGACGCGGCGGAGUUCACUGCUGCGAUUGUUUCUAGAGACGAUGCUGAGGAGGGCGGAUGCUAG